AUGUCACAAGAUUUGGCAGCAAAUGAUGCUGUGGCAAGCAAUGUUGGUGAUGAGCAACCGUUGGAUCAACCAAAUACAACAAAUGAAACUACAACAAACGCAGAGGAAACUCUGAAAGAAUCGAAUAAUUCAAUUCCACCAAAAACUAUCGGAAACUUUCAUGAAAAAGAAAUACAUUUUGAUGAUUUCUCACCAAGUCUAUCAUCACAUAUCAAAUACAUUCCUAAUAACUCUGUUGAAACUGUUAAAUCAUAUAGUAACACGUCAGAAAUCAAUGACAAUCCAAUGGAUGUCAAAUUCAUGCUACAAACUGUCAAACAUGCAGCAACAGUGAGCUAUGUAGAAACCAUGCAUUGGAAGAAACACUUUCUCAAUAAGAAAUAUGUUUGGACCUUUCUAACAAUUUGUGGAAUUUUGGGUGGAAUUAUCAUUUACUGUCAUGACUUGAUAGUUUUGUACAUGUACAGAGGAAGGUUGACAAUUAUAAAUCAAUUCGAUGAGAAGGAAUAUUUUGGAUUGAGAUUAUUCCUAUGGGUGAUUUAUAGUUUGUUUUUCGUGACCAUUUCCUUAAUUCUUGUAGUUCUGUUUGGUCCAUAUUCGGAAGGUUCUGGAAUUUCACUUGUUAAGGCAAUGUUGAAUGGUGCAAAUAUUAAAGGAGCAUUUGGAUUUAGAACAUUUUUAGUGAAAAUUGUUGCAUUGCCAAUGGUUUUGGGAAGUGGAAUGUUUUUGGGUGAUGUUGGAUCGUCAGCUCAUGUUGGUGCAUUAUUGACAUAUAAUAUGAUGAGAUUACCUAUAUUUAGACCUAUUAAAAAGGUGAAAGCUUUGAGGGAUCAAAUGAUUGCUUGUGGAUGUGCUUUGGGUGUUGGUGCUAAUUUUGCAACACCAGGUGGUAGUGUCCUAUUUGCACUCGAAGCUAUCUGUACCUAUUACAGUUUGAGAGGAUAUUUGAAGAGUUUCUAUGUUGCAAUUAUUGCAUCUUUCGUCUCUCGAUUAUUCGAUUCUCUCAUUGGGCUUAAUCUCAACGUGUCCAUGACUUGGCACUUUAAACUACCAUAUCCAUCAUUUUCCAUUCCAGAACUCAUAGCUCAUGCAAUCCUUGGAUUUCUGAUGGGUUUAGUUGGAGUUUGUUUCUUAUAUUUAACAAGUUUAGUUAUGAGAUUGAGAUUAAACUAUGGAAAAAACUUUCUAUUUUUCAAAAGUGAAAAGUUGGAACAGUAUAGAGCUACUGCCUUGUUUAAUAAUCAAGCAUUGUGGACAUUAUUCAUUUGUAUAAUUACUGGCAUUUUGACAUUUCCAAAUUUGAUUGGGAAAUACAUGUCAUUAUCAGUGAGUGAAACAUUGGAAGCAUUAUUAUCACCUAAUUCUCUAUCUACAGAUCAGGGAUGGAUUAUCAAUUCUCCAAAUGAUGUGUUUGUGAGCUUGUCAAUUUACCUAGUUGUCAAAUUUUGUUUGACACUUUUCACUCUAUCUCUUCAACUACCUGGAGGUCUCUACAUUCCCAUUAUAUUAAUAGGAGCAGGAUUUGGUCGAUUCUUUGGUGAAAUAGUUGCUGUCAUUUUUCCAAAUGGAUUUGUGGCAGGUCAACUCAUCAAACCUGGCGCCUAUGCAGUUAUUGGAAUAGUCUCACUCACAUCAUCCACAACACAUACCUUCUCAACAGUAUUUAUCUUUCUAGAAAUGAUUGGAGUUGCUGUUCAUUUACCUUGUCUAAUGGUUGCUCUCAUUUCAGUGCAAGUUUCCAGAGCUUUCACAAGUAGUGUUUAUGAUAUUGUAAUUAGAGCAAAGAAUUGGAAAGCUUUAUUGGAGAACGUAUCUGAUUCUGUUGAUUUGAAAGCUUCAAAUUUGAUGAUUAAUUUGGAUCAGGGAUUACCAAUUUUGGAAACUAAAAUGAAAUUGAAAGAUUUACAAAAAGUUGUAAAAGAAUGUCAAUUGGCAAAUUACAGUCCCAAAGAUAAGAUUCCAAUGGUUGAAAAUUUGAAUAAUUUAUUAUUAUUGGGUCAAGUUUCUCUUUCGAAUAUUGAAAUUUUAUUAGAAAUGAAAUUAAAUCGAAAGCAAGCAAAAAAUGGUGAACUCCCUCUUUCUGCCUCUCAACUUUCUGACAUUCCACUAGAAGAAAUGGAUGAAGAAAUCAUUGAAAUUGAAUACGAAAGUUGUGAAUUUACAAUUUCAGAAGGUCAACCAAUCCAACAAUCUCACAUGUUAUUUUCACAACUUUCUCUUAAUGAGGUUUUUGUAGUUUGGAAAGGAAGGUUGAUGGGUAAAUUAACCAGAGAUUGUAUCAUUAACCAUUUGGAACAAAUAUCUAAAUAAAGUUACUGAACUCAUGUCAACAAUAUUCAUGUC
This is a messenger RNA of Naegleria gruberi, 2343 nucleotides long. Its product is annotated as chloride channel protein. The transcript is spliced from 2 exons. NCBI's taxonomy places the organism in Eukaryota, Heterolobosea, Eutetramitea, Acrasida, Naegleriidae. Gene Ontology annotation, molecular function: voltage-gated chloride channel activity. Gene Ontology annotation, biological process: transmembrane transport; chloride transport. Gene Ontology annotation, cellular component: membrane. The coding region runs from base 1 to 2310 and encodes 769 amino acids. The record is from RefSeq and is a predicted model, not a curated record.